GCUAUCUUCUUUAACUUGUUGCUGCGCACAUAGAAGAGCAGUCUUGUGUGAAAAGUCAGCGACUCUCUCUCUCUUCAAAAAAGCAUAAACCAUUCUUUCUUUGUUUUGUUUGUUAUUGAUGAGAAGAAAGAGCAUCGAUCCAUUUUAACCUUCAACUUAAAAAAAAUCUGUUUCUUUGCUUGUAACCAAAACCCAUCUCCACUCUUACCUUAAAAAAUCAAGCACUUUGAGAAAUUUUGCAUGUUUUACGUCUGUGAGCAAAGGGAGAGGAGAGACUAUAGAUAUGUUGAUAUCUAUAUGUUAAAAUGAUAGAAUCGGUUCUUUCUUACAUGUGUUUUUUGCAUUAAUAUAGCAUGUGCACCGUCUUCGGCCUACAAAUGGAGAAUUACCAAGGCGAUUUAAACGAUAUAGUUCGGGCAAGUGGUGGUCCGAUGGGGUGUGCCUCCGCUCAAGCCUCAGAUACUGUUCCUGCUUCAAGCUGGCGGCAAUUCCCCUCCGAUCCGUUGAAUUUUUCAUCGUCAUCCAUGGACGAUCAUAGCGUAAUCGCUUUUGGUGACCCUUUCUCCGCUGUCAGAGAUCCACUUUUUCAUGAGCUUGAUGUCGCAGCUGGUUCAUCAACCUACUAUAGCAGCCAUAAUUCAACUGAUCAAAUGAUUAAUAAUACCGGCAGCACUACCGUUGAAGAUACUUCAAACUUUUCCGGUGCAAGUAAUAUUGUUGGUUUUGGUCAUCAUAGUAAGAUUUUUGAAGAUGAUAUGAGAAGUCCUUGCAACAUUCUUUCUCGGAUUCAGAUCUCUCCAAGCUCUAGUAAGCUACCUGUGUCGCCCUGUGAUUCGCCAGUGAUGGGUUCUGGUGUUUACCCAAGGGGAAUUAAGGUGCCUGCUGUGCUCCCAAGCGAAAUGAUUGAUGCAAGCAGCUCAAAAAGUUGCUUGAUUGAUAACACAGGCCCAUUGCAGAUCUCUUCUCCGCGGAACCUGGGCAUGAAGAGAAGGUUAGGAAAGAGCCAGGCCAAGAAGGUGGUUUGCAUUCCAUCACCAGCAGCUACAAACAGCAGGUCUAGUGGAGAAGUAGUCCCCUCGGACCUGUGGGCAUGGAGAAAGUACGGGCAGAAACCCAUCAAAGGUUCUCCUUAUCCGAGGGGCUACUACAGAUGCAGCAGUUCCAAAGGCUGCUCUGCGAGGAAGCAAGUCGAGCGAAGCCGAACUGAUCCCAAUAUGCUGGUUAUCACCUAUACAUCUGAGCACAACCAUCCAUGGCCAACACAAAGAAAUGCUCUUGCAGGCUCUACAAGGUCUCAGCCAUCCAAAAACAAUGCUUCUGCUUCCAAGAUCAGCUCACCAUGUUCUCAGCCCCAAAAUACAGUAAACCCAAAGGAAGAGCUUAAAGAAAGCAGCAAUGAUGCUUUAUCUCCGGCGGUUGCUGCUAGCUCAACUGCAAGUGCACCAGUUAAAGAAGAGAUUGAGGACAUUGAGAAGCAGCUGGAUACAGAUGACUCUGAAUUUGGCGAAGGGAACCCUCAAACUUACAGGCCUGCAUUGCCAGACAGCUCCCAGCAAUCCGAGGAUUUCUUUGCUGAUUUGGAUGAGUUAGAGGCAGACCCUCUCAAUUUAUUGUUUCCACAAGGAUUCAGUACAGAUCAAGAUGAGCGGAAGGAAAAGAAAGCCAUGGAUCCGUUUAGUAUGUUUGAUUGGUCAGGCGACGACGGCGCUUCUUUUUGAGAAGCCAAAAAGGGGUUUAUAGCAAGACCUUGAAGCAACAACUACUUUUCACAGUAAAAUACAUAGACUAUAAGUUAGCUUAAUUUGUGCAAAGCCAUUUAUGAGAUUCAAGGUCCUGCUAUAAACCUUCUUACAAUUAUUUUUUCCGUUUGAAUAGGAUUUGCGUGUGGGGGGAGAUUUUCUUUCUAUUUUUUCUACUUCUUUUGUUGUUGUUAUUGUUAUUAAGCAGAACAGUGAGGAGAUUAGGAAAAGAACCAAAAGACAGUGCCGCUGGACUGGGAGCAGACCCCAUGAGUCCCACAUUCCUUUUGGAAUAUUGGUGGAUGGGACAGAAAGCUGAGGAACAGAAGGUUUGAACAGUUAAAACAAGUACGUCCAUAUAUCAGACAUGACUGGAAAACUCAGUGUGGAGAUUGAUUUAGGAUGGGACUUGCCCUUUCUUCUUUCUUUUCUUUUCUUUUCAAGUGGAAAAAAUUAUUUAAGCUCCACCUUUGUCCAUGAAUGAUUUCAUUGGUUUGAUGGUAAAACAAAUAUUCAAUAGAAAAAAGCUUGACUUUUCUUGUCAAUCUUGUUGUCUAGGGAUGUGCAAAGGAGAGAGAAAUUUUUUAGUUACAAAAGCUUUGGGUUCCUCGGCUUU
Durio zibethinus is the source of this 2355-nucleotide messenger RNA. Its product is annotated as putative WRKY transcription factor 14. Lineage: Eukaryota; Viridiplantae; Streptophyta; Magnoliopsida; Malvales; Malvaceae. Gene Ontology annotation, cellular component: nucleus. The record is from RefSeq and is a predicted model, not a curated record. Gene Ontology annotation, biological process: regulation of DNA-templated transcription. Gene Ontology annotation, molecular function: DNA-binding transcription factor activity; transcription cis-regulatory region binding.